Ostreococcus lucimarinus CCE9901 is the source of this 738-nucleotide messenger RNA. RefSeq lists its product with no specific name. The record is from RefSeq and is a predicted model, not a curated record. The transcript has a single exon. Lineage: Eukaryota; Viridiplantae; Chlorophyta; Mamiellophyceae; Mamiellales; Bathycoccaceae. Gene Ontology annotation, biological process: mitochondrial proton-transporting ATP synthase complex assembly. The coding region runs from base 1 to 738 and encodes 245 amino acids. Gene Ontology annotation, cellular component: mitochondrion.
AUGGGCGCCGACGGCACGGCGCCGAGGUUUUACGAGCGCGUCGACGCGCGCGAACGCGACGCGCGCGACGGGACGUGGCGCGUCGAGCUCGACGCGCGCGCGCUGCGAACGCCGAAGCGAAACGAGUACGCGUUCGCGACGGAGGGAUUGGCGCGCGCGGUCGCGGCGGAGUGGGACGCGCAGGGCGAACGCAUCGCGCCGUUUACGAUGCCGCUGACGUCGCUGAGCGCGACGGCGAUCGAUCACAUGGGAGACGCGGAGACGCGACGGGUGCACGUGGAGACGCUGCUGAAAUACUUUGGCACGGACGCGACGCGGGUGCGAAGCCCGGACGAGGCGACGGCGGCGAGGCAGGCGAAGGCGCACGAUCCGAUCGUGGCGUGGGCGGAGCGAGAGUUCGGACCGGUGGAGACGUCGGAUUCGAUCUUUGGACCGGGAACGAGCGAGAAGACGGUGGAGGUGCUGCGGCGGCGGUUGCACGCGAUGUGCCCGUGGGAGCUGACGUGCGCGUUCGCGCUGAGCGCGGCGACGAAGUCGUUGUUGAUAAGUUUGAAGACGCUUCGAGGAGGGCUGACGGUGGAUGAAGCCAUCGCGGCGGCGCGCGUCGAGGAGGAGGCGCAGAUCGAGGAGUGGGGGUUAGUCGAGGGAGGGCACGAUCUCGAUCAGUUGGAUAUUCGCGUUAAAGUCUCCGCGCCGGUCGUGCUGAUGAAGCUGAGGCGUGGCCAGAAGAAGAACUGA